UUGAGCACCUCAAAGUGAGCCUGGCUUCCCCAUUUGAUUAGUUAUUAGUCUGAGAGUAAGAAGUUGAAGUUUCUUCAUGUUCAGCCAUGCAAACCAUUGGGAGACGAUUUUAGACCUCUGGCACUUUAAUGCAGAAGAUUGAUCAGAAUCUGCUGAACUUCCGAAUAUUUUUGUGUCACAAAUUACAGAGGGUGGUAAAUAAAUAUCUCUCACUCUGAGUGUUAGCGGUCAUCUUGCUUACUGCCACAAAAGCAAAACAGGACAACAAAAGGACUCUCUCUCACCCUAAAUGUUGGAAUUCAAUAAGGGUCAAAAGCUGAAUUUCGAUGGAAACCAACACCUUCAUGAUCAUGAUGAUGAAUGUAACAAACAAUGUUUCCGACUGCACUCUCACAGCCAACCGGUUGGAGAAGGUGAUUCUUCCGAUCUUGUACUUGGUCAUCAUUUGCGUUGGGCUGCCAGCCAACUUCAUGGCCCUGUGGAUGCUUCUACAACACAGCAGGAAGCACGGUAUCCUUAUUUACCUAAUGAACCUUGCUAUGGCUGAUCUGAUCAAUUGCUUCACACUUCCCUUCAGAGCCACGUUGCUUUUCAUGGGAGACACCUGGAAGGAGAAUUCACCUACAUGUACCAUUGUAAUGAUUAUCAUUAACUUCAGUUUCUACUACACUGUCAGCUGCAGCACAAUUUUCAUUGCAUUUAUCAGCAUCAGCCGAUAUACCAUGAUUGUAAAGCCCAACAACAUGCAGCUGAAUAAGUUCUAUGAUACAAGUUUUGCACGGAUUGCCUGCACUGUCACCUGGAUAAUAGCCACAAUCCCCAUUCUUUCACUGAAUGUAAACUACUUCAUCAAGGAAUUGGACUUCACCAAUGAUCAGGAUCCUGUUUGUUAUAACAUCCAGUUGCAAUAUGGCAAAAGAGUGUCUGCCAAUGCAUUUGUUGCAGUUGCAGUAAUUUUCUUGAUUAUUUUAGCCAUGUUUGCUUUUUCUUAUGCAUCAAUAGCACUCCAUCUGUGCAUGGUGAGGAGAAAAAGCAUAAGUCAACACAAUCGAGUGAUCCAUGUGCGAGCACAAAUGAUCAUCAUUGCUGCUAUGACUGGAUUCAUCGUCUGCCAUUUGCCUUAUCAUGUUUAUCAGAUAAUCACUGGGCUGCAGAGAUUAAGAAACAGCAGCUGCGAGCACCUUCUGGGGACACAUCAUGUGAAACUGAUAACACUAUGGUUUGUUUCAUUGAGUAGCUGCCUGAAUCCUAUUCUGUACUUCCUACUGUCAAAAUCCUUCGUGGAAAACCGAUCAAAGAGAAAGUCAUCUGACAUGUGAUAUCAUCUUUGGAAUCACAGGCCCACAGAGCGAAAACAAAACCUUCAAUAGUUUGAUGUUGAGGCUCACAGAUCUUUGCACUAGUGUGCUGACGUGUUUACUAUUUUUAAAAGUAGUAAACAGUCAAUGUUGGAAAGCCCCAACUGUGUUCUGCAUGAUCAGGCUAUUGGGACAUUACUGUCAAUGUGUCAUCAAUCAAAUCUCUCAGAUAAAGAAUUUGUAUUGAGGCAAAAAUUAAGAAAUGAACAAGCAAGUAAGGACGCAGUGUGAUGACAAGAAGGAAUAAAAUUGCCUCCCUGAAAAACAAUUAGCUGGUGUUUGCAAUAAGUGAACUCUUCUACAAAAACAAACCAAGAUCCCCUCUAAAGGUAAUGUAAAAUUCAACCCUCAAAACAAGGGCAAUCUGAGAGGGUAAGAAAGUAGCUGGGAGCAUUAAAUAGAACCCACCAAGAGACAAAUGGGACAAGGUUAAAAAAUUACCAAUUAAUUUGUUGCUCUAACAGAAAUAUUCAGGCAAUUAGGAUGGAACAUUAGUUUCAUUUCAUUAGUUUUCACCAAUCUGUCCUGGAUGUUUCUUUGCUGUAAUGUGCUUGCUUUACAAACAUGGUGGUCAUAUCUGCCUCAGCCUCACUCAGGCAAUCAAAAAAAAAACAGCUUUAACUAAACGUUUGGUAAUAAACAGAUCAUUAGUUCCACAUUGUUGGGAAGGUCUAUCUUAUCUCAAGGGCUAGUGUUAGAACACAUCUAAAUUUGAGACAGGUUAAGCAGGACAUUUUCAUUGCUUCUUUAGGUGCUAACGUGGUUUCCGAGGUAACCAAAAUGAACUGAAAUUGUGGUUUAACCUACAGUUACUGCGAGGUACUUUAAAGUUAUUAAAGCUAGUACAGGGUCUGGCCUCCUGGAGAAGUGGUUGCUAAAGAGGCCUCAUGGCAUUUUAACCUAAACCCUUCUGCUAACAGUGACCAACUGAAUAGGAUGAUGUAAAAAGUUAUUGCAAAGAAUGUCCAGUGCCAUUAGCAGGUCCAUCACCCUUUACUGUUGGAGGAUUGAAGAAAGUGACUUUUGAAACACUUCUGAAGACUUUCUGUGACUAUUUGUGCAUUCACCAACACUUCUAUUGACAUUUAGAUAUUUUUCUAAUCAACAUGUUCAGAGACAUUAUUAUACAUUUCUGGAGCAAUUGAGAAUUGAACCUUAGCGUAUUGGUUCAGAGUUAGGGACACUACCAUUGUACCAAAAGAGCCAUUCUAUUGAUAUUUAUUUUGACAUUCUCAAUGAGUUUCAUCUGAUGAAGGUAAAAAAAAAAUCAAAGUGCUGCGGAUUCUGGGAAUCGGAAAUUAAAACAGAAAUUGCUGGAAAAGAUCAGCAGCAUUUGUCUGGCAGCUUCUGUGGAGAGAAAGCAGAGUUAACUGCUGAAGAAUGCUGUUCUGAAGAAGGGUCUCUGGACGUAAAAACAUUACCUCUGUCUUCUCUCUAUGGAUGCUGCUAGACCUGCUGGGUUUUCCCAGCAAUUUCUGUUUCACCUGAUAAGGUGCUGCAUUAUCUCACUUUCUCAGAGAUUCCAGAGUAUCUUUCCAGGGAUUGCCCCCGACUUGCAUGAGGCUUGGGAGAGCAGCACCAGCUAUGACAGGAGGGAGUGAUGGGAUGUCAAAGCCGUGAUUUCUCUGCUCUGUAUUUACAGGAGAUCUGUCCUGUUCUGGACCUCCUCUAGCAGGUUCUCCGAUGCCAUGUUUGUGAACUUGUGCAUGCUCUCUGUCAGACCGUAAACCUGUUACUGCAUAUCUGCCAGACCAUGUUCACACCCGCAGUGGAACUAGGUGUGUGAAAUCCACAUCUGCCGAUCCACAGAAAUUGGUUCUAACCAGGACUCAAGUUCCAAAUCUGCAGAUUUCUGUUUGACUACUCAAGUGAUGGUCAUCAGCAAUUUAGGAGCAGAGUUUGGAUAUAAAAAACAAUCUUUCAAACAAGUGUUAAUGCAAAACCAAAUUCUAUGGAUGCUGAAGUUUUGAAAUGGAGAUACUUAACAGGCCUGGCAGCAUCAGCAAAGAGAAAAACAGAGUGAACGUUUCAGGUCAAUGACCAUUCAUCGAGACUUAAUUUGCUUCCAGCUCCAAUGAAAAGUUAUCGAUCUGGAAGGUUGGUCUGAAUUAUCAUUCCUGGGUGCCAAUCCCAAUGCCUAUAUUCCAGGGCAGGAACCCAGAUGUGGCGAUAUUGGGACCCCGGAGAAGAUUUUCAAAGAGGUGGCUCGGUAUCAGGUUGUCUCUGAGAGCUCCAGUAAACAAUUGAGGCCCUUAAAUCUGGGGCAUAUGGGAACAGCUAAGGUUCUGAUCCCCAGUGGGAGAUCUGGACAUAAGUUAUUGUAAGAGGGGGGCUACAAAGACAUCUCAAAGUGGAGGCACCCUGUAAAAUCUUGUAAAUAUUUCAAAAUAUACUGUGGCAACAGUGGCCAAGGUACCACUGCAGUGGUGGGAAUCCCUCCACUUCAGACCAGCAGAUGCAUCCUGAGCUGCUUUGCAGGAUGUACCUCUGGGUCAUUGCUUCUCUAGGAGGAAGCCAGCACCAUGUUAUCUACAAGCUCCAGUAACUUCAAAGGGCUUUAACCACAUGGGAGAUUGAUACAUUUGUCACUCUAAUUGGCCUAACUGACUACAGCAUUUAGCCAUCAACUUCUGGGAAGUCCUUCAUUAUAAAAGCCCACAGGUGGAAACAUUGAGGGGUGACACAGUGCUCAGAGCUUUACAACACCAGGGACCCAGGUUUGAUUCCAGCCCUGGGUGACAGUCUGUGUAGAGUUUUCACAUUCUUCUCAUGUCUGUGUGUGGGUGCUCUGGUUUCCUGCCACAAUCUAAAGAUGUGCAGGUCAGGUGGAUUGGCCAUGGGAAAUGCAGGGUUACAGGGGUAGGGUGGGUCUUGAUGGGGUGCUGUUUUGCUGUUCCAAAAGUCAGUAUGGACUCGAUGGGCCAAAUGGCCUGCUUCGGCACUGUAAGGAUUCUAAGCCUGUGUGCUAAUAUUCCACAAUCAAAAUAAUAAUCUGUUGCAUUUUUAAUUAUUAUUGUAGCUUAAGAGUUGUAAUUUAAAUGUUAUGUAAUCAAGUAAUAUCUGCUGUAUUGAUUUUCUGCUAUUGAUGACUUUUUAUUUUUAAUAAAUCAAUUUAGUUUAUAACCUUAA
Messenger RNA from Rhincodon typus (whale shark), 4487 nucleotides. RefSeq names its product probable G-protein coupled receptor 82. The record is from RefSeq and is a predicted model, not a curated record. The transcript is spliced from 3 exons. Gene Ontology annotation, biological process: phospholipase C-activating G protein-coupled receptor signaling pathway; positive regulation of Rho protein signal transduction. NCBI's taxonomy places the organism in Eukaryota, Metazoa, Chordata, Chondrichthyes, Orectolobiformes, Rhincodontidae. Bases 327 to 1319 code for a protein of 330 amino acids. Gene Ontology annotation, cellular component: membrane. Gene Ontology annotation, molecular function: G protein-coupled receptor activity.